Messenger RNA from Physcomitrium patens, 3589 nucleotides. Lineage: Eukaryota; Viridiplantae; Streptophyta; Bryopsida; Funariales; Funariaceae. The record is from RefSeq and is a predicted model, not a curated record.
CGCGCGCUGCGAAAUUUGUGAUCGUUGAGCAGUCCCGACUGGUUGCUUUCCCGCCGCUCACCGCAUUUCUAAAGGAGGCUCUUGUCGAUUUGCUUCGACAAUGCUGGACACGCUUGUCGCCAUUCGGACUUCACCUUAAGGGAGCCAGUUGCAAUUGUCGGUCGUCCAGAAGUGGCAAUCCCAUCUCCAAUUCUUCCGCUGACAUCCUAUCCCAAACUGGUGACUCAUAGAUCAACCAGCCCAGCUAGUGGGUUUGAAACGCGCAGCAACAGGCGGAGUUUCAGAGUGCAGUGGUGUAGAAGUAUACUGGCGAUGCCACUCGUUUGAGUCUUGAGCCUGUUGUAAGGCUUUCGAACGGGUUGCCAGUUAUUGCUACUCUCGAAGAAUCGCGUCCAUUGUCAUUUGGACCUGGCGCAAGUGGGUUUGUGAUAACGAGUAUGCUGUUUCCACCCAUGCGUGCCUGUGUCACUUGUGCAUGUUUAAAACAUGUAUGUGGCUUGAAACUAUGGCUUGGCCCUCGCCACUGGAAAGAGAAUAUGUUAUUUUGUUCUUAAGGUGCACUGCAUCUGGAACUUGUGGGGGGUGCUUCUAUGCGUGGUCACAUCUCCACUCCAGUCCUGCAAUGCGAACCCGACAAUCAAGGGCUGGGAAUGCCAUUGACAUGAGUUUACAACAAUGCUGACGUUGUGAUCCGAACUUUUCUGCUAAAUCUCUGUCGUGGUGCUGAAGAGUUUGCCAUUCCAUUCAAGCAGGUCUUGCGAGAUAUCGAAAGGAUACGAGGAUCCAGUUCAAGUUUUUGUAGGGAGAACCAUUUAGAGCAGUGUCUUCGCCGCCAUUAUCUAGUAGGAGCAAUUAUUUCAAGGCUCUAAGACCGCUGCACUCUUUCUUCUGUUUGACGGGAAUAAAUGGAUAACAGAAAAAAUUUAGUCGCCGGAACGUAAGCUGGUCCGUGUUUCUAGUGCGACAGAUUCGAUUGCUUAGCAAUGAACUGGAACGCUGCGAUUUGCGCUACAGUCUUUGCUAUGGAUAUGGUGCCACGCUGGUUGGACUACAAUGUGGACAAUGCAUGGUGCGUGGGUGAACAUCUCAAGGAGGAGAAUAGAGAUCACAUCAUAUAUGCAAAUGACCAGAAAAACUUGACCAAACCCUAGAUUUCUGUGAGGAGUUUUCUGAUGUCUUGUGAGCUUCUCUCGACGGCAGGUAUUACCAAGAUGACAAGAAACUGAAGCAUCGCUUUUGGGACUGUAUCCUGGACCAAGAUGGGUCGUGGUCAACAAACGAUCAGCGGCGAUGUUGAGAUGUUGGCGGGGAGUUCCCCUAGGAGGGAUUUUCUGAGAAUGGACAAAAGGAAACUACUAACUGUAGCCCUGUGUGUCUCCUUCCUCACUCUUGUGGUAGUAUCUUACAACAUGUGCUUUGAGACUCCUGCUACCUCAACGGAAGCCAUGGUUUUUCUUCAGGAAAAGCCCUUCCCGAAUUCACUCGAGGAAGGUACAAAUACCUCUUCAUUCAACAGUGACACAAACGGAAGUGAUUUCCAGGUGCAAUCGAAUGUGGAAGGCACUAAGAACCUCACAGACACGGAUAAUCCUGUUACAGGUCCAACAGAAGCUAGCGCAGAAGCUGAUGCAUUGGUGAAGGAUACGGACGCGAGUGAGCAGGAGGAAACAAAAGAAGGAGAUUCUGAGACCACCACAGACAGCUCGAGUUCAAUUUCUGUAGAAUCCAGUCCUCAAGUGGAUGCAACGGUUGAACCACCGACAGAGAUUGAGAGCCCAAACUUCUUGACUGGUUCACCUGUCGGGAAUGAUACCUCGAAGCAGAAUGAAGAUGAUCUUUCAGACACGGAACGGUCUGAGUCGAGUGUUAUUGCAAUGGAGGGUCCGCAGCUCACUAAUAUCACAAGCCCAGAGAACCCAGGGGCCUGUGAUUUGUUUGAAGGCAGUUGGGUACCAGACACACGUCCUCCCCAAUAUACCAACUCCACCUGCAAGUUCAUUCAAGGGCACCAGGAUUGCAUGAAAAAUGGACGGCCAGACACGGGGUACCUACACUGGAAGUGGCAACCAUACAAAUGUGACUUACCUAGAAUUGACGCCCGAGCUUUCUUAAGCACCAUGCGUGGUCGCUCUGUUGUUUUCGCAGGAGAUUCCAUUUCUCGCAACCAGUUUCAAUCUCUUCUUUGUAUUCUGUCACAGGCUGAGAUGCCGUUUCUGAAGUACCAAUCACCAGACGAUAAAAAUGUUGCCUAUGUCUUUCCCUCAACGAACUUCACUUUCACAAUCCGCUGGUCUCCAUAUCUUGUGCAUGUGGAAGAAAAGCAGGUCACACGUUCGGACAACGAAACAAUAACUGUGCCCUACAUUCACAUCGAUGAACUCGAUAAAAGUUGGGCUGACUAUGCACCCGGCGCUGACAUUCUGCAAUUAUCCACCGGUCAAUGGUGGUUUAAGCCGGGCCUGUUCCUGCAAGGCGGUCAACCCAUAGGUGGUCACACAUGUGAUGGAUGGGAAACUGAAUGCAAGGAGAUUGGCUUCUCUGACGCUUACCGCACGGCCAUACGUAACGUCUUGCAGGGUAUUCUAUCGAUACCUGGAUUCACUGGCUCCGUUGUGUUCCGAUCCUUUUCUCCUGACCACUUUGAGAACGGAAGGUGGGAUAACGGUGGCGAAUGCGUGCGCACUACACCCGGAGGGGUGGCCAUGCACUACGUAACCAAGUGGAUGCUUGACAUUCAAAAGGAAGCAUUUAAGAACGUUACAGGUACUUUAAAUGCGGCUGACAAGCUCCGAAUUAAGAUGUUGAAUGUCACGAACAUUGCUCAAUUUCGAGCCGACGCUCACCCAAACGUGUACAGGACGUUUCAACCUUACUCAAAAGAGCACCAGGGAUUCGUCCAGAAGGAUUGCCUGCACUGGUGCCUUCCAGGUUCCAUCGACACAUGGAACGAUCUCCUCGUGCAAUCGUUGCAAGAUGUAAUACAUCGCUGAUGGAAUUCUUCGCCACCACCAGGUUUUUACUCCACUUCUCUGUGUUAUCCAUUCCGAUUGCAGGAAACCUGCUAAAUCCGGCACACCGAACCAUCCAAAGGGAGACCAUAUCGACAAAUGGGCGAGUUGACACUCUUUGAAAGUGCAUGAUGCGUAAGCAAUUCUGCAGACGUUGAAACCUAGAGGGAAGUUGGGUGAUGAAGAUUGCCCACCUCCAAUAGAGAAGCGAGUCCUCGUAGUUUAGAAAGGCACUUAAAGCCUCAUUUGGAUAUUCUGAUAGAAUGUAGUCAUUGUACAAUUUCUACGGCAAAGCUGCAGCGCCGAGCGUGCCGAGAUUGCUCUGUUGUGCAAAGCCUUGAGUCUUACGCCGUCUUCACGAUUCAUGGUUUGUAACGCACAAUUUGCUUGAUUGUGAUCAACACAAAAUGAGAUAGACUGGAUUAUAUGAAGACAACUCUAGGAUGUGAAUGAACUCGUGAAUAGGUGGAUUUAUUCUUCAAAGUUUGGUAACUUCUUCACAUCCAAGUGUCGAUCCAUAUGUGUAGAAUAUCAACACCGUGUGUAUCUUAAUGAAGUGAAUGUAUUUUUUCACUUUCGUA